UGCCAGAAAUACCGGAACUUAACCUUAGAAAUGGCGGUAAUAACUGCUAUGUCGGAGUUGUUUUAUUGCUGUUUUUUACGUGUUUUGUGUGCUAAGAUCUUCUGCCAUGGUUAAAUAAUAAUUUAAAAUUUCAGAUCGUGCUGUUGAGGUGUUCUGUACAAAGUUGGAAAUUGUUUUAGUGUUACAGGUGAUGUGUGGAGUUAUUUAGUCAGAGCUUGGUUUAUGUAUGUACAAAAUUUCUUGUUUAUCCACGAUUUUUUAGUCCAGACUUUUUCAACAUUUUUGUAUAUUGGCGACAAUUGUAAUCACUGCCCGUGUAGGCGUGCGUCUUUUGACCACAAUGGAAUCCGAACUAAAUGAAAUUAAGUCUGUGAUACGUGGGUUGUUGAUUUCGACCCCAAAAGCUAUGACCAUUGCAACACUGAAGAAAGACUACAUUGAAGAAGUUGGCGAAGCCAUUCCUUUUUAUAAGUUUGGAUACCGAAACUUGGAAACUUUUUUGCAGUCAAUAAAUGACACUGUGGUGAUGCAGUUUUGCCCGGUGCUUAAUUCCUACACGGUCCUGCCGGUGAGAAGCGAGAAGUCUGCUCACGUGGAGGAGCUGGUGAUGAAGCAGAAGGUGAGCCAGCCGGCGUCGCGCAAGAAGGGACCGAGGUUCCCCAUGUACGGGUCUCAGACGCGGAGGACGCUGGUGCGACGCCCGCCGGCGCUGUUGAAGCCCAACGCCUUCAGGCAUGCCAGCGGCCAGAUCACCUACACCACCAAGUGCAACAUAGCAAAGUUUGUGUCUUCGUAUCCGGAGGGAGUGCCCAUUCAUUCUAUUAUGACUAAAUUUCUUAGAGACUUUGUUACUACACCACAAGAAGCAGAGGAAUUGCUGCAAAAGGUUGAAGAUGUAGAAGUUUAUAAUAGAAUGGUGUACCCUACGAAGAGGAAGAAUUACGGAAAUAUUGAGGCCUCCAAAAAUUUUCACCAAAGUCAGCCAACCUUCCACGUCACUAAAAAAGAGACGGUGUAUGCCUCGCCGAAUCACCGCCCCGUUGAGAACGGAUACAGCGCCAGAGAACCAAGUGCAUCUCGGUUGAAUUCCACUAGCCAGUUAGUCCCGGCGGAACUGGAUGACGAAAAGGAAUAUUUCAGCGAUGUCGAAGAGAUCAACUCUUUGAUUGAUGAUUACAACGAGGGUUUCUGGGAGGUUAACAAAUUGUGCAAACAGUCAUCGCCAUCACUCCCGGUGUCCCGUGGGGAAGGUCGCGUGUCUCUUCCACAAAGGACGAGUGCUACCGUCGAUAACAGCAAGCCCAGCAGUAAUGGUUUUGCCCACGAAGACAAGAGGGACGACUGCUCUCCGGGCAGUUACUCCAGCCUGAUCAGCAAGCGCGCCGAGGAAAAUAUCCGCUAUCUUCUGGGGGUGCAUUCUGAAGGGAUCCUGGCCUCUCAGUUCGAACAGAAGUACCAGGAUUCAUUUGGCUAUACAUUCAAACAUCAAGACUUUGGAUUUGUAAGCAUGAUUCAGAUGGCAGCAGCUUUGAAACAUUUAUUCAAGAUUGUUGCCGUAAGUGGUACUACUGACUGGAAACUCUUUGAUGCUAAAGCUUCUGUGACAGAGUCAGAUUGCGUCAAUGGAAAUCCUGUGAUACCAUCUGAUGUUAAAAACCAGAUUUUGGAGCUGGUGAACAGACAUCCCGGUGGGUUGGAAUCUUCACAGCUGGAGCAGAGAUACGAGGCUUCAUAUAGAUCAAAGUUAAAUCCUCAGGGAAUGGGAUUUGCAGAUCUUGAGGCCUGCUUAAUGGCAUUAUUUGAUGAUUUGUCACUUAAGUAUGUUAAUGGAAAUAUCUACAUCCAUCCAAAAAUGAUAAAAUGGGCUGAUAUUUUGAAGGAUCCGCCAUUACCUCCAAUGACUGUGGCUGAUGUUUUGGAAGGAAUGAAUGAUUAUUACCCUCCUGAAGCCUUAAAGCUAGACUACAUCCUACCUCACGAACAGUUACCACCGGACUUGAAAACAAAGUCGCUUCUGAGUAUUUUAGUCUUGGAUGUCAUCUCUCCUACCAGAUGGUUCUUUCUUAAGUAUGGAAACUUAACAUCUUUUGAAGAUUUCAUGGAUGACCUGCAAUUUUUUUACAACGCAGAAGGUUCGCACCUCAAGAUGCAUCCGAAGACGGUACUGAAGAACCAUUUGUGUGCGGUGGAGUACGUUGACCCCAACAACCAGUCCAGGGAUUGGUGUAGGGCUCGAAUCAGGGAAGUCAACCCGGACGGAACUGCCCUGCUUUUCUUCAUUGAUUACGGUAGCAGAUCAACAGUAAAAAUUUCUGAACUGAAGUACCUGCACCAGAAUUUUGGUGGCUAUCCUGCGCAGGCCUUCAGAGGCACCCUGUACGGUGUGAAGCCACCACAUGGGGAGACCUGGCCUGUAGAGAGUUGCAAAACUCUUUUGAAACUAGUUGCCUCAAAGGGCAUACAAGCUGAAGUGGUGGAGGUGGAUUACGAGAAGUUUUGGGUGUCUGUUCACAUGGUGGAUACAAAUACAACGGAGGACAUAAUAAUCAGCAGUGUGUUGGUGGAAAAAGGAUUGGCUAAGUUUUCACUUUUUGAAGAAGAAAUAGAAGAAGAAAAGAGUAAAGUACAAGAGGAUAGACCAGAAGAAAUUUCCUUCACGGACUGGAAAAGUGAAGAUCUGGUGGAAGAAGAACCAUGUCAAAAGCCUGAAGUAUUUUCCAGUGUUGAUCAGGCAGAAUCGUUCGUUCAGUACCCAGUCCUUCAGAACUCUAAGGACUCUGAAAGUGAUGAUUUGAAAGAACUUGAAGUUCCUAGUUUACCUCCUGAAGUUUUCUUACGAGUUGAGCAAUCUGCAGUCCAGUUACCCUUGCUGGAGAACGUCAAGGUGGCCAGCGGCACACAAUCGCCAGUGAGCAUGAGCAACUUGCCGUGCACACCGCCUCCUUCAGCUUCAGCGCCUGCGAUGAAUGUUUUCGAUCACCAGUUUGCCGCGGCCCAAUACGGCCACCAGACGUUGCCCCCUGCGCAAGUGUGGUACAAUAACCAGUUGCCAGUACAGCAACAGCAGCCAAACUUCAUGAAUGGCAACUGGCAGUACAUGACGAACAACUGGCCUCCGAUGACCAUUCAGAAGAAGCCGCCCCCUGGGUUUAUCGCCCUGGAGCACUUUAACCAAACUUUUCGAAUGCAGGCACCAGGACUUGUACCUCAAGCCUAUCAGAUGAACUUCAACCAGCCUCAGAGGUCCACCAUGGACUUCGUGCACUCCCAAAUGCCACAGAUGAACUAUGGUUGUGCCCCCCAGUUGCCCCAGAUGGGCAUUGGCCACCCACCGCCACACAUGAACUUCUCCCCACAGAUCUCCCAAGCACAGCUGCAGCAGAAUGUCAUGGAAUUCUUCAUGAUGACACAGGCCGCCCAAUCGGGGCAGUCUCGGGUCGUCAAUUCGCCGAGUGUUCCGGUCAGCCCGUGGUGGACGAACCCCAGCGCAGUGUACAACCCGCCCCCGAUUGCCAGCAGCUCUUCUCAGGCCUUCUCGAUCUCUGAGCUGCCCCCAUCGCCAGCCCGGACGCCCACUGCUCAGUCCGACUCCCACAGCGAAAACUCGUCAAGACCAGACUCUCAGGACAUUUCGGUGCAGACCAUUGACGAUUCGGAGGAGGCAUCCAAUUUCCAAAUAUCAGCACCGAAUGCUAAUGCUGAAGUGUUGAAAUUUUCCGAACUCUGUGCUGUAGCUUCCGAAAAGACUUCCCUAACGACUGACGCUACAAAAACUUUUACUAUGCCUCUGGCAACUUUAGCCAAAGCCAUGUCGCAGGGUGAUUCUUCAAGGACUUUUGAAUCUGGUGAUGCAUGUGAACCACAAGGGGAUCAAGAAACUGCUAUAAGCUCUGCACGCUAUGAUGAGACUGCUGUUAACUCUGCCCACUAUGAUGCGACUGCUAGUAGCUCUGUGCUAUAUGAUGAGACUACUGGUAGCUCUUUGCAAUGUGAUGAGACUGCUGGUAGCUCUGCGCACUAUGAUGAGACUGCUGGUAGCACUGCCCGGUAUGAUGAGACUGGUGGUAGUUCUACGUGCUAUGAGGAGACAGCUGGUAGCACUGCCCGCAAUGAUGAGACUGGUGGUAGUUCUACGUGCUAUGAGGAGACAGCUGGUAACUUGGCACUGUGUGAUGAGUUACUUCAACUGGAUCUGGAUGCACUAGAAGCACUGUUGGUUGACGGGAGUUCCAGAGAUGCCGAUGUUUGUUCAUUUAUCUACAGGAGUGACGAUGACGAGGAUGACUACGAUGAUAAUGACUCUGUGGAAGAAGCAAAUGAGUGCGAGGAGGUGGAAGAACCUGAAGAUCCGAAGAGCUCCAAUAGUGCGUCGCAUGUCGCACUACAGGACGUACCACGGGAUGUACCAACCGAUGUACUCAUCGCACCAGAGCAAUUGUUUCAAGAAGCAAGAAGGCCGAGGUCCCGGAGCCCGGAGGUACCGCCAGUACCCGCAGUUGUGAAGGACUGGAACAUCCAACUGAUAUCUGUGGGGAAGCAUCGGCUACACCUGAUCACCGUGCAAGGGAAUGAUUACGUAAGCACAGCCGAGCUGAACGCCACGUAUGCGUUGUUCUCCGCACAGAGCGUCUUGCUGAACAUCCUCACGUCCAUGAGUGUGCACGCUAGUUUCCUCGAACUAAGCCGCAUCAAGUGGAAGGGACUUUUUGAAGAUUUAGACUUAUGCUGUGACGUGGCAGGCAUCAAGAAGGCAAAUGGCAGGCUGGUCGGUAAGAUGCACCUUACGCCUGUCGAUGCAGUAGCCAGCGUCUUGAGAGCUGUCUCAAAGAAUGCCAAAUCCCAAAUAAACGAAUUUGAGGUAUUCCAUUUUUACUAUUUUAUCUGUUUCAUUCCAUUUUGCCAUCAUUUUUGGGAAAUAACACAGCCUUAUGCUCUUACCUAGUUUACGAAAGCAUUUUGCUGCACAACAGGUGAAAUCUAAAUGCAAGGUUGUUAGCCAAAAUGCAAUAUGGAUCAUGUUCUAAUCCUGCAGAUAUUUUUGCGAGAUUAUUUAUUGAUCAUUUUUUUUUUUUGGGAUGGUCCAAAUUGCUGUGUACUGCAGGGUGGUAAGUAAUUGGCUUUGAUUCAACAUGUAGCACUCGGAACCUUUGGCUAGCUUGCACGUACAUGAACAAAUGGAGAAAUUUGUUGGGCACUGAAAAAAGGUUAGGUUCCAAAAAAAAAAAUGUUACUGUCGAUGAUUGAUUACUGAAAUAAUGUAUCUCGGACUUAAACUGAUAUUAACUUUUUUUUUUAAUUCUUCACGAAAAUUCACAAGUAUUCAUGGCCGCCAUAUUUGAACCACGAUAACAUAUACUGUCAAAACUACAAACUUGUCAUACAAAUCAUGUGCAGUGUAUCAAAAAUGCAAAUUUAUUGUUUGAGGUUACUGAAAGUGAAAGUGGAACAUCGCAUUGGUAAAUUGUAUGGUUUCUUGCAACUCACAGCACAAGCCGAAGGACUCUGUCCUCGGAACAAUAGAAUCUACUCGCUCAUCGUUUUGGGCUGUUACCGACGACCGUGGUAGAACGAAUCAUAUUUUUAAAAUGUCCAGAAAGGUUUCAAGUUCGGCGUAGCCCUGAUCACGGCCGCAAAAUAUUGAUUCUGAGCCACUGCCUGGCACGCAACAUCUCUGUACCUCGUACAGACACUGACUGCCUCCAUUGCUGCCCUUCUUCCUGAGGAAGGACCUUGGACGCUCAUGUGCCGUACCUCUGUCUCUCUCCAACGCUUAUGUAACUGGCAAACUAUUGCAUCAGUCAGCUUUCAAACCAAGAACUGUAGUAAAAAAAGAUACCAAAUAAAAUUAUGUGACCACACACAAAACUUAACCAACAUUAAAAAAAAAUAGGUAUAAAUGCAACUUCCAAUGACUUUUUCACAACUAAUUAAGAAAAUAUUCAGAAAUAUCUGCAAACAUUAAAUAAUGUAAAUUAUGAUUGUAAAACUCAUGGAAAACACACAAAUACUUCUCAGAAUAAAUAAAUAAA
Molecule: messenger RNA, 6029 nt
Organism: Bacillus rossius redtenbacheri
Lineage: Eukaryota; Metazoa; Arthropoda; Insecta; Phasmatodea; Bacillidae
Gene: tej
Exons: 18
Coding region: 341-4942 (1533 amino acids)
Source: RefSeq, a predicted model, not a curated record